UGGCGAGGAAGGACCAUCCGAGGAGCAGUACUACCCUUACAAAAAACCAAUCCAGUGGAGGAUCCGCUGGCCAGCCACUGCGAUCUGGAUGCCAUGAAACCGAAGAAAUCCGCCUUCGCCAACACAUCUACCGGAUACGGCAGGCACAAGCACAGCGGGCACGGCAAAGGACACUCCCACGGCCAGGGUCACUCCGGCAAGGAUAAGGCCGAAGGCGGGGGCAAGGAGAAGAAACGAGAGGCCAAGGAUCAGCAUGAGCAGAAGGAGGAGGACAAGGACUUGAAUUCCGGCUUCGGCGACUAUCUUCGCACACCGGAGGCAUUUGAGAUGAUGAAACUAUUCGUAUUUGCCAAUACUGUUAUGUUAAUCGUCACCAUGGCCUGGCCGCAUAUCAAGGAGCAGUUCUACAUGGUCAAUCAGUGGCUAGAAAGCUUUCGGGAAGAGCAUCAGUAG
Molecule: messenger RNA, 453 nt
Organism: Drosophila elegans
Lineage: Eukaryota; Metazoa; Arthropoda; Insecta; Diptera; Drosophilidae
Gene: Xport-A
Exons: 2
Coding region: 94-453 (119 amino acids)
Source: RefSeq, a predicted model, not a curated record